Molecule: messenger RNA, 1818 nt
Organism: Carassius gibelio (silver crucian carp)
Lineage: Eukaryota; Metazoa; Chordata; Actinopteri; Cypriniformes; Cyprinidae
Product: evolutionarily conserved signaling intermediate in Toll pathway, mitochondrial
Exons: 8
Coding region: 240-1583 (447 amino acids)
Cellular component (GO): mitochondrion
Source: RefSeq, a predicted model, not a curated record
CAUCCUGUACCUCUCUGCCAUCUACCGCUAAAGUCGUGAAUAACACACCCGGCCCGGAACCAAUGUGAGCGUAACUUUCCUCGUGGCGUUUCAGGGGGGACGUAGAAAGACGCCGCACCAGACACCGGCUGAAGGAGACUUGACAGCAGAAUGAGAACUGAGCGGAUUGAGUGUUCUUCUUCCUAGGCUCAUUUCAAUACAUUUGUAAUUCAUCGGCUGUGGUUUGUGAUGUCAUAAUAAUGAACGCCCCUCGUCAGCUGUUACGGAUUCAGUGCAUUGCACGUUUUUUGGGUACACCCAUACAGCGAGUGAUCCCACCUACUGGAGCACAUCUGCAAACCCCUGGAUCACAGCACAAAUACGGCCAGCUUCUGAGACCACUCCACUGCAGUGCAGUAUGCUCCACGAGUCGUCCAAGCCAGACACCGCUUGAAAAGACAGUUGAAGCUGAGACGCUUAAAAAAGACAAAAGUUUAGUCACACAUGAUGAUUUAUUUGAGAGAGCCGCUAGAGACUCAAAGACUAAGGCUGAUUUUAACAGGGUCGUGGAUGUUUUCAGCAAGAAGGACAUUCGGCGACGAGGCCACGUAGAGUUUAUUUAUGCUGCCCUGAAGAAGAUGCCAGAAUUUGGAGUAGAACGAGACAUUACUGUUUACAACAAACUCCUGGAUGUUUUUCCAAAAGAGGUGUUUGUUCCACGGAACUUCAUUCAGAGGAUGUUUAAUCACUACCCACGGCAGCAAGAGUGUGGAGUACAGCUGCUGGAGCAGAUGGAGAACUAUGGUAUCAUGCCAAAUGUGGAGACCAAGGUUUUACUGGCUCAGAUAUUUGGGGAAAAGAGUCACCCUAUGAGGAAGUACCAGCGUAUCAUGUACUGGUUUCCCAAAUUCAAGCAUGCAAACCCUUUCCCCGUCCCACAUGUGCUUCCUAGUGACCCAGUAGAGCUUGCUCGAUUCAGUCUUACGCGGAUUGCAGAUGACCUGGAUGCUAAAAUAACAAUCUAUCAGUAUCCAUCAACAGACAUCACAGAGACUGGUGAAGAAGUUAUGCGCCCCCAUAUUGUAGGUAUUCAGAGUCCAAACCAGCGCUCCCUUCUGGCUAAACACAAUCCAUCCAGGCCCGUGUUUGUCGAAGGCCCUUUCCCACUGUGGCUCAGAAAGACUUGUGUUCAUUAUUUCCUGCUCCGGGCAGACCCUAUACCGUCUGAGGAAACGGUUGAGGAAGAAUUUGACCCGGAGAUGAUGGGUCCGGAGCAGAGUCUCUUCUACCCACAGCGACUGGAACUCGACCUGGAAAGAGACAUGGGCGAUGAUUUCAGAUUCGAUGUAGAUGAUGUGAAAGAGGGGCCGGUUUACGCCAUGUGUAUGGCCGGUCAGGGAGACCAGGUCACUCUGUCUCAGUGGAUUUCGGGUCUACAGGAGACCUGUCCCAUAUUGGGCCAGAUUCCCACAGUGUUCCGACUGGAAUCUGGACCCAGAGAACUGCAAACCACAUCAGAUGCUCAGCAAACCCCUGAGCAGGAGGUUGAAACUGAUCAAAUGAUCGUGGAGGAACCGCUACACUCACAAAGAGUAAAACAGUGAGAGUUUUCUGUUGCAAAAGCCACGCUGAAGGAUGUGCGUUUUACAAAGACGGACCGUGGUAUAAAUACAUGAAUUUAAUAUGAUAAAUCUUAUAUUUAAUUUAGUUACCAGAUACUGAUUUUGUGUCUUGUCAAUGAAACAGUUUUUGAAUCGAGGUCUGUCUACGUUAUGUGGAGUUGCUCUAUGAUAUGCUAUAGACUGAUUCGGCAGUACAAUAAAACACACAUCUCUCUAA